AUGGAUCCACAUACUAAUGAAGAAAAGUCUCCGAAUCAGGAGACUCCAACUGUGCUCGAUGUCCAAAUAAAUCCUCUAACUACGAUGACUUCUACACCACCAUUCAAACCAGUCGAUGAUAAACAAGAAAUUUCACUCGAAGGAAUGAGUCCUGAAAUAGUGCAACCUGUCGCAAGCGAAUCAUCAUCUCUAACAGUAGAUGUUUCCUCGCCAACUAUUACCGUGGCAUCAUCAUCGAGCGCUCAUACUGAUAACCGAUCAGUUGCAGCAUGGGUAGAAUCCACCACAAUCGAAGCCGGACCAUUCACACUUGAACGUUCGCCAUCUUUACCAUCGACAUUGAUCGAGUCGGGCAUUACUCGUAGUCGACAUGAUUCGAACGUUUCGACAAUAUGUGAUCAACAACAAUCAGUCAAUUCUGACCUUUUGUCUUCUCAUACAGUUUCGUUCUCGCUCGACACGCAACGGAGUUUAUCGAUGCCAGCAAAUGACUCUUCGCCACGUGAAAAUAAUCCGAAAACAAAAGAAUCAGUGAAUGAUGACGAAGAUGGAGAAGAUAUGUCGAUGAAAUUUUUACCUGUCCCCGAUUCUGAGGAUUCUGAAGUCGACAAAAAACCUGAGACGGAUCAACCGGUAAAAGAAGAUCAAACGCAGUUCGAAAGUCGAUCACCAACGAUUCGAGAUCGUCAAAAGAAAUCAACUAGUGUUUCAUUUCAGUCGACAGUCUCAUUCGAUGCCCAUCUCAAACCUUCUGUACCUCACCAACGACGGCGUACUUCAUGGGUUUCGAAUAAAUCUAAGCCCGUCUCACUGCAGCGUUCAUUCUCUUCCGUUUCUACCGCACAAUCCACCUCACUGCACGCGCAAAUCCUUCGUAAACAAUUUCAAUCUGCUCUUUCAAUGCCCAACGGUGCUUUGCACUCGGCGAGCAAUUCGACUCGACAGUCUUCAAGUCUAUCUGACCAUGUUUUUCUCUCCGUCUCGCACACAAACUCGCUUUCACAUACAAGCUCGUCUGUUCAUUCGAAAGAUCAUCGCUUUCUAGCUAUCCCAUCAUCAUCGUCCGUUCUUUCAUCCGAUCGAAAUCAAUCGAUCAUCUCCGAUGCAUCAGGUCGAAGUGGAAUCGAAUCCACUAAUCUCGAAACAAGCACCUCCGAUCAACUGCAAUCAUUGAGUAUCGACGAAACUAACCCAUUUCAACGAAGACUCGUGCUUCACCGUCAGCAACGCGCUUCUUCAGUUUCAACUAGUUCAGAUGAAACACCAAGCACUCAAAGUUUAUCAUCCAGUGACGAUGAAAUGGAUGUUUUUAAUACGAAGAUGAAAGACUUGCGAAUCGAUAAAGAGAAACAAAAACGUCCAGUUGACAGACGACGAAAUGUUCUCAAACAGUUAAUGUGGCUAUUAGAAAAGAAAACCACGAUCUACGCUCGCCAUGGACUUGGUCAACGCACAUUAACCAGUCCGUCAAAGCAAACACCACAAAAAUCAACUGUCAAUUCAUUAGCUGAACUCUGCUCAUCAUUUCGUUCAAAGCAAGAACCCGAACUUCCGUCGAAAGCAAAUCAACAUACUGAUAAUAAAUCGAAUAUUCUAACUACACAAAUGUCUUACAUCGAUCCCAUGACUCAAAGUUGUACAUCCAUUCGUAGUGCUCAUUCUGAUUCCAGUGCGACAGCAUCGGUCACGAAUCUACAGUCUUCACCACGAAGUAUCACUAGUUCCUAUCAACGGAAACGACCGAUGCAUCGUCGCUAUCCAAACAGUUUACCUGUAACCAUGCGUGAUCGCAAGAAUUCAUUCAAUAAAUCCGACCAACAGACUACUUCACUAACCGAAGACGAAUCGAAAUCAGCAUCAACUAGCCGUGUGGAGAAUAUUCUCAACCAACAUUUACUCAUGAUUAAUCGCAUACUUUCCAAUUAUUCAUUUCAAGUCAACACACAGUAUACGUUACAAAAUGCUUCGUUUAGAGAUUUUGUUUGUACACGUUUGCAUGAUUAUGCCCACCAAACCAUAGUGAAUCAGCGCUAUUCAAAAACAGAGACCAAAACUUUCAUAGAUUUAAUCACGAACUUCCAAAUGAAUCGUGCACAUCACUACGCAUUCUUGAUCAAUAAUAUGAAGGAAUUAUUAACGGCUAAUAACGAUGUAUUACAUGUACUCGAUGAACAACAUGAUGCUGAUGAUGAUGGCGAUGGUGAUAAUGUUAGUAGAGACGGACAUGUUGCCAGUAACGAAUCAUCAUGUACUUCCUCUCCAUCAUUAGGCCGUUAUUUAAGUACUGACUCGAAAAGUGAGGUGCUAAGUCACGCACAUCAGUCAUAUCUCGAUCAUCCGUUGCGUUGUUUUCGUACACUGUCGCCUGAAUAUAUUCAAGAUUGUGCACAAACGGAGAAGGAUUUGAAAAAGAUUUUUGAUCUCGCUGAUGAACAGUACACAUUCUAUUGCUUGAAUCAUAUUGAUUGCGAUGAAACAGACGAGCCAUUGGUCGCUUUUCAUCAACGAUUCGAUGCACUCUUCGUUUGGUUUAAUCUAUACUACGAAUUAACAAUAUCGGUGAAGAAAUUAAGCGGCCUGCUACGAUGCGAUGAUUGUGAUGACUGGCCGAAGUUACAUUUUCGUUCGAUCACAACGAGUCGUGAGCGAAGAGCGAAACGCGCAGAUGAAAACAGGGCUGAUUUUAUCACAACAAGCGAAGAAUCAGAUGAUGAAGAAAGUGAGGAAGAAAAUGAUAAUGAAAGCGGAUCUGAAGCUAGCUGGGACAGUGAUAUCAUACCCAAAACUUACUGGCCUGAAGAACCGCCCGAUCAUUCCUCUCAUCUUGAAAUUUCCGAGGAAUCACCUUUGAAUGAAACUGACCCACCCGUCAAAAAAUUAACUCGUACUGCUUGUUAUCGAAAUUUUGUUUACUACAUGGACAAACGUUCCUAUCAAGUAAAAUACGAUGGAUUAGCACGAACUCUAAUAGAACGUGUUGCACCGGUUGUAUUGAAAACUCGUCUAGCCUUGUUGCAGACAACUGAGCAACAAAAGAUCAAAAUCAAACAAACUCUUGCCAAUUUUAUGACACCGGAUUCAGGAUCGUUACAGUCGAAUAGUCUGGGAAAUGAUGACAAAAUUGAUGACGAACUUGUCGAUACAGAUAAUCCUGCUACAGCAAGUUCAACCAACGACAUCAAUAUCGGUGAACUAACAAUCGAAAAAUGGCUUCUUCAUGUAUUGAAAUCUUGUUCGACUAUGAAAACAAUUUGCUCCCACGCCGAUGAAAUGUUCAAACAUAAUUGGCUUGAAUUACAUGAUCAAUUAGGUUUACCAUCGUUGUUACCUUUAUAUUUCUUCAUUCUAAAUGUUCUACUGGAUGUAAUGAAUGAAUGUUUAAGACUUUAUGAUAAACCACCGAUCAAUGGCGAUACCCUCGAAAUCGAUUCACUUUGUCGACAACAGCUCGUGCGUGAAGCAAAAUUGAUUCUCAGAGACGCUCUAGCAUCUCGACUGUAUACUAUUCGAAUGAUGGAGCAGUUCAUUUCUCAUCGCCAAUUAAUUGACGAACUAGCCGAGUUUGAUGAAAAUAUCGUGAAACUUUACACACAUUAUAAACAAUGCCUGAAUACAGUCUGCAUAAAUCGAAUGUUUGGCACACAAGAAGAUGAAGAUAUAAAUAUGAACAACGAAGGAAACCUUGUUCAAUAUCAUUUUGUCGAUGAAGAAACUUCUGAACUGAUAAAAGAGUAUUAUUUUGCUCGAGAUUUAACAGUGACAUUGGAGAAUCGCUCAGAAAUUCGUGAUCUAUGCUUAGACUUUUGUGCAUUGACCCAACGAAUCUUAGAUCAAUUGAAAGAAGCAUUGAAUGGUAAAACGGAGAACUACUAUCAAGUCUUCGCUGUUGACAUGAGUGAAACAUCGAAUAUGAUGGAUGGAUGUUAUUCAGCUGAUGUGGCUCAUGAAUCAGUGAAGGUACCAGCAUUUUAUGCAUCGGCGAGUGUGCCACCGGAUUUGAUCUGUAGUGAAGUAACCAUUUGUGAUGCAAGUGUAUCAUUUUCUGACCAAAAAAAAAACGAUAUCAUCUCCAGUACACGUGAAUUUCGUCGUGAUUUCGACACAAUCAAACAGCGUGCUACACGUGCAUGCCAUCUAGCAAAAGCUCUGAUUGACGAUUUCUCCAUCGCUGUGGAGUUCAAAUGUUUUAGUCAUAGUGAUCUUUGGCAUCAACUUCAACAGAAUUCUUAUACACAAGUGAAAAUCUACAUCAACAAACAUAGUAUCGAAGAUUUUGAUAAUUUGUUCAUUUUUGUUCCCCCAUGGCUAUCGACAGACAAAAAGCAAGUUGAAAACCUGUUAAGUGUCAUCUGUACUCAACAAGUUCCAUUCGACGAAACGAAUCAAAAUUCUUCACCAUCGUAUAUGGUCUUUGUACCUAAAAAAUACUAUCAACGGCAAAACAUGCGUUGGACAGGCGACGUUCUGUUCAUUCAGCCAAGCGAAGUCACUAAAUUAGCAUUGAAUUUAGCUGAACUCAAGUCAUUACAUUUGGUUGUAAACCGAUCGGAUCAAUGGGCGAAAGCGGCACAUCUAUUUCAUUCACAUAUUGGACUGACAAGUAUUCAAUUGAUUCGUAGAUUACCACGCGAUGAAGGAAUCCGUUCGACUUUUGAUCAAUUACCGGAAUACAUCGAAAGAUUAAGCAUUGAAUUGACUAAUCUUGUUCGCACGUUAAACACAAUUUGGGAUCAAGAUUCGACGAAGAUAUACCUAACCGAAGUAGUUAAAUUCGAUGAACGGACAAUCGAAUCGAAAUUAGUCGAUCUCGUUUUAUACGUUUACAACUCCGGUUUCGAUCUGUUCCGUUUAUUGUACGAUCUCAUACCGAAUAUCUGUCCGAAAGAAGACGAUGAAAUUUUCGAGAAGUUUGUGAAAACAAUGAAUGAGUUCUUCUGUGAAUGGUGUAAAUGUGUUACAAAGAAAUUUAAGCACAUUUCUGGCCAACAAGCACGAACGGCGAAAUAUAAAGUAUUCAGACCGAAAUGGGCCGCGCCCGGUAUGGUGUUCCUUCGUUUCUUAGCGAAAUCAACACAUUUACAAUUGCUAGCGGAAGAAGAUUAUAAGAAAUUACUAAAGGAAAUGCCCGCCGCGCUCGACGCCCUUUACGGAAAUCCGAAAGAUAGUCUAACUUUUCCUGCACUAAAAGUCCGAUCAAAUAGUUCCUCAUCGACAAAUUUGGGUCGACCGCGAAAUUCCUCAAGUACCAGCGGACAUCAACGUGCGCCCAGUGGAGGUCGUCUACAAGAUCUAUUUGCUUCAGCAGUGCUCUCACCUCGCGACCGAAUUACACAGAAAAUCAAAAAUUUGGAAGACGACUUGGAAAAGAAAUUUCGUGAACGAAAACAAAUCGGACGUAUUUUCGAUGCAACGACCGUGAGUGGUGGCUUCACGCCUGAUCCUGUAAUCUCCUUGAAAACACGUAAUAUUGAUUUUCCUUGGCGACGUGGCACACGCAUUGGCCAGGGCGGUGCUGGUGUGGCAUUUCGCGCAGUCAACUCUUCGAACGGUUCGAUUGUCUGCAUGAAAGAAAUACUUUUAUCAUCUAUUGCUUCACGAUCAUUACCGAAUGCUUAUCCGGAAAAACUUCGACGUAUCGCUGAAGAAAUCGAUAUGAUCAUGUCAAUUAAUCAUCCAAAUAUUGUCCGAUAUUUUGGCAUUGAAAAAUAUAAAAGAACUAUUUAUAUCUGCAUGGAAUAUUGUAUAGCAACAGUUAAUGAAUUUUUGAAUGACAUUCGAGCAUUUCAGAAACGUGCACGUAUCAAACGAGAAGCGAGCGUUUUCUGGAGUGAUUCAAGUGAACAAGAUGAUAGUUUAAGUAAUGACGACAUACGAUUGAAUUCAUCAUUGGAUGUUAAUGAGCACGUACGCGGUUUUGUUAAACAGUUAUUAAAUGCACUUAUGGUUUUGCAUGAAAGUAACAUCGUACAUUGCGAUGUCAAAGGUGACAAUAUUUUUAUCGCAAAUGAAGAUGGAAAGUACAUUGUUAAACUGGGCGAUUUUAAUUUAUCACAUCGAUUGGAAUUAGAAUCACCAUCAACUGAUGGUAGUGACGCACGUAGCACUCAGAAGGGAACGAUAUAUUUCAAACCGCCUGAACCGGAAUAUGUUUAUAAAUCUGACAUUUGGGCACUCGGUUGCACGAUCAUAGAAAUGCUCACAGGAAAAUUGCCAUGGACGAAUGUCACACGUCCACUGGAAGAUCAAAUUUACAUUCAAAAUCAACUGUUGUUGAAGAAAGGACCACCCAUACCUGAUGAACUGAAGAAACAAACCGAAGCGUACGAAUUCAUUGAAUUAUGCUUGAAACCCAAUCUUGAAGAACGUCGAUCAGCUCGAGAACUACUCGCGCAUGCCUAUCCUCGUGUUCGAACUGGUAAGAAACAUUCACCUUCAUCUGACAGCGCAGCUUAA
Molecule: messenger RNA, 6453 nt
Organism: Adineta ricciae
Lineage: Eukaryota; Metazoa; Rotifera; Eurotatoria; Adinetida; Adinetidae
Source: the annotation of a GenBank genome assembly